Aspergillus melleus is the source of this 882-nucleotide messenger RNA. RefSeq names its product RTA1 domain-containing protein. Gene Ontology annotation, cellular component: fungal-type vacuole; plasma membrane. The record is from RefSeq and is a predicted model, not a curated record. The transcript is spliced from 3 exons. NCBI's taxonomy places the organism in Eukaryota, Fungi, Ascomycota, Eurotiomycetes, Eurotiales, Aspergillaceae. The coding region runs from base 1 to 882 and encodes 293 amino acids.
AUGGACCAGGAAGAGCUCGAGAAGGGCUGUCACGCUUUGAUUGACGGCGUUGAAACACCAUAUGACUACCAACCAUCACUACCCUCGGGAAUUACAUUUCUGGUGCUUUUCGGGUUGUCCAUGAUAGCACACACCAUUCAGCUCGUCUGGAAACGCCAAUGGUGGUGUGCUGUGUUCUCAAUUGGUUGCCUGACUGAGAUUUUGGGAUGGGGCGCACGAACUUGGUCGGCAGUUUGCCCGUAUUCGAUGGAUGCCUUUCUCAUGCAAAUGUCAACUCUUGUCAUUGCACCAACAUUUUUCACCGCCGGGAUCUACGUCCUCCUCGGCAGUCUCAUCCGAGCCGUCGGGCCCGAAAGCUCCUUCUUGCGACCACGAUGGUACCUCUGGAUUUUCUGUACCUGUGAUGUCAUCUCUCUAGUAAUUCAAGCCAUUGGUGGAGGAAUGGCCGCAUCUGAGGCCAGCAAAGUGGACGGAGAUACCAAACCAGGAACCCAUAUCAUGAUAGCGGGCAUCAUCUUCCAGAUGGCAGCCAUAACUGCGUUUGUGGUUUGCGGCAUUGACUUCCUUCGGCGGUCACGAAAGUCUCACCUGCGGGAAAAGUUCACCGUUCGUAUGCGUUACUUAGUGCUGGCGACAAUCGUUUCGGUGGUUGCGAUAUAUGUCAGAAGCAUUUACCGGACGGUCGAGCUGCUGGAAGGCUGGGAGGGCUACUUGAUAACGACCGAGUGGUUCUUUAUCGGCCUGGAUGGCAUCACUAUGGUGUUGGCAGUGGUAGUUUUCAACUUUAUUCACCCUGGUUGGUUUCUGCCGGAGACGACGGUCAAAGAGAUCUUGUCUGUGCAUAGCGAUGAAAUUGCUCUACAAACUAUAAGCGAGGCAUGA